AUGAAUUUCAAGGACUGCCGGUUCAAGGUAGUUUACCAGGCGCCCACCAAGUCUCUAUGCUCAGAGAGGUACCGUGACUGGCAACACAAGUUCUCUUCCUUGGACCUCCAAUGUGCCGAACUUACUGGUGAUACUGACCAUGCACGGUUACGUAAUGUACAAAAUGCCAAUAUCAUCAUUACAACUCCUGAAAAAUGGGACAGCAUGACACGGAAAUGGAAGGACCAUAUUAAACUAAUGCAACUCGUAAAGCUGUUUCUUAUUGAUGAAGUGCAUAUUCUGAAGGAAACUAGGGGAGCCACACUGGAAGCUGUGGUAUCACGAAUGAAAUCUGUCGACUCCAAUGUUCGAUUCGUUGCACUCAGUGCCACUGUCCCAAACUCUGAGGAUAUCGGGGCUUGGCUAGAAUUUCGGCCUGUGAAACUGCAGAAGUUUGUGUAUGGCUAUCAUAGCAACGGCAAUGAUUUUGUCUUUGAUAAAGCCUGUGAGGCGAGACUCCCCGAAGUCCUGGAGAAACAUUCAAAAAAGAAGCCGACCAUGAUAUUUUGUUGUACUCGAAACUCUGCGAUCGCGACUUCAAAAUAUUUGGCCAAACUAUGGACAUCAAUGAAUCCGCCUAAUCGCCUAUGGAACGGGCCAACCAGACCUGUUGCAGUUCAAAAUCUUGAAUUGGGAGCAACCAUUUCCGCUGGUGUGGCAUUUCAUCACGCUGGCCUCGAUGCCUGUGACCGCCAUGCUGUCGAAAACGGGUUCCUCUCUGGACAAAUCAAUGUGAUUUGCUGUACGUCGACAUUGGCAGUGGGCGUAAACCUUCCCUGUUAUCUUGUGAUUAUAAAAAACACAGUUUCAUGGCAAGAUAAUUGCUGCAAAGAGUACCCGGAUCUCGAAAUGAUGCAGAUGCUUGGACGGGCAGGAAGACCUCAGUUCGACGGCAGUGCAGUUGCUGUUAUUUUAACAAGGAAGGAAAGGUUAGAUUACUAUGAGAAGCUUGUUGCUGGAACGGAGCAUCUAGAAAGCUGCUUACAUCUAAAGCUGAUCGAUCACCUGAAUUCGGAAAUUGGCCUUGGGACAGUUACGGAUGUUGAGUCUGCUAUGAGAUGGCUUGCAGGGACGUUUUUCUUCAUUCGUCUCCGGAAAAACCCUGCUCAUUAUAAGUUGAAAGAGGGUGCAAAUAGGUCAGACGAAGAAGAGAUGCUGAAGGAGAUCUGCGAGGAGAAUAUCAAGCGGCUGCAAGAAUGUUCACUUAUCACUUCGGAGGAACCUUUGAGAUCGACAGAAUUUGGGGACGCGAUGGCUAGGUAUUACAUCAAAUUCGAAACCAUGAGAUUAUUCCUCUCCUUGCCACCCAAGGUGAAGAUGUCUGAAAUUGCCGAUGAGUUUAGCGAGAUUCGAUUAAAAGCUGGAGAAAAGUCGUUAUACAAGGAACUAAAUAAGGGAAACGGCAUCAAGUUCCCUAUUAAAAUUGACAUUGCCCUCCCCGCGCAUAAAGUAUCUCUACUUAUUCAGUCCGAGCUUGGCGGCGUCGAAAUCCCCACUGGCGACCAGUAUCAAAAGCACAAGUUAUCGUUUCAGCAAGACAAGGGAUUGGUAUUCUCCCACGCAAGCCGACUUAUUCGAUGCAUAACAGAUUGCCAACUAUCCCUUCAAGACUCGGUGAGCACGAGACAUGCCCUUGAGCUUGCUCGGGGUAUUGGCGCCAGGGUCUGGGACAACUCCGCAUUGCAGAUGAAACAGAUCGAGCAAAUCGGCAUCGUGGCUGUCAGGAAAUUUGCUAAUGCUGGUAUCAGUAGUAUUGAGGCUCUCGAGGCGACGGAGGCAUCUCGGAUAGAUAUGUUGUUGAGCAAGAAUCCGCCUUUUGGCUCGAGAAUUUUGGCUCGUGUUGCAGAAUUUCCGAAGCCUAGGGUUUCUGUCAAAUUAGUGGAGAAGAACGGCCAUGAUGUCUUGCUGAGCGCUGAAUUGAUUGACGUUUAUCAGUAUAUAUCAUGCUUCGUUAUGUGUGAUGACAUUGCGGGGACACUUCGUCAGGCAGAGCUUAGGCAUGAUAUUCCAGCCUCACAAUUCCCAGCGAAGCAAACAGAAACUCCCCAUGGCAAAAACGAUUUGAAUCCCACGAUGAACACAUCAAGGAGAGGCAAUAGUGAUGUCACCAAAAAGGGGUCAAAAAGCCGGAGAGAUAUUGAUGAGUUCGAGGAUGACGGUCUCGAUGACACGGAUCUGAUCGCAGCAGCUGAGGAUAUGGAUUACCACUCAAUUGAUGAGUCGGACGGAAACGGCGAUCCCGUUCAUGCAUUAAUUUCAACCCGGGAAACAGCAUCUAGCCGCGACAUCAAGGAAUCACACACCAACAAGUCAGUGGAACCGGUUCGACUUGGAAAUGGGAAUUGGGCUUGUAACCAUCGCUGUAAGGAUAAAACUAAGUGUAAGCACUUAUGUUGUCGGGAUGGAACCGACCGACCGCCAAAACCGAGCAAGAAACAAGAGUCUGCAUCCAAUACUUUAACGAAGGCAACUACUACUUCGAACGCACCUCGGGAUAUAUCUGAGUGGACAAGGACUCAAGGGUUUUCGAAACAGCAGAACAGAAAUAACAAGCGAAAGUGGGAUGUUGAAAUUGUUGACCUGUGCGAUGAUAGCGAUAUAAAUACCAGACCUAACACAGCCGCCACGACCAUCUGUUCUAAAAAAGGCACAAGCGCCCAAAGGCAGAGUUGUAUCGAAGAUAGUGUAGGAAAAGCGGCAUUAAAAAUCAAAAAGUUUUCUCCAACGUCAUAUCCGCUCGCUAAGCAGAGCCCAUUAUGCCUAUCGUUCCUCGAUGAGGACGAAUUUCGCGAACCGAACACUCCGUUCGGAAAAAGAGGAUAUUCUACUGAUUCUAGAAAUUCCUUGGUUGAUGAUCUUCCGUCUCCUAAUACCUUGUUGCUUUCAUGCCUGAAGAAGGGGAAAGAAAAAGACAACGCAGAUUUUGACGUCCUUGAAGAUAAUGAGGAGGUGUCAUUCCAUGCGCUAGGUGAUGGAGACUGUGAUGGUAAAACCAUUUCUCCUCUACUUCCGAUGAAAACUGAUAGAACGACACAUAUUCAGGAUGAUAUCAGUGAUAAACAUACGUCGAGCCCAGAGAAGUCCUCGACCACAAAUGCUUCCCUUCUAUCGCCAUCAGUGACGAAGCCAAGAACAAACGACUCUCCUGCGACUGAUGGCACACUUAAUACCAUUUUGUUCCCAUUACCUGACCCCAAUUCUGUCGUACUCCAUGUCGAAAGCUCUGAUCCAGACGAUUUAAUAUUCGUCAAUAAUCAUACUUUCUACAACAAGGAAUAUGACUUCCAGUCAUUGUCACAUGCAAAACGCCCGUACAAUACAGCAGUUGGCAGUGGCUACAUGGCUAAUGAUGAUGAUUAUGGCAAUGAUAUCGAAAAUCCUAAAUCGAAUAAAAUAUGCAGGUAUGAGUCUGCAGACACAGGCACUGCGGUUAUUUCACCUCCUCUCAGCACAGCUAUUAAUUUCGACCAUAUUCCUACUAGGUAUGAGAAAUCUACUAUAGGUAAUAAGGAAGAGAGUCAUAGGACGACACAAGGUGAUGGUACCACCGGUUGGGAAGGGGUCGAUAUAUCGCUCCUCGAAGAGUUUAAAGACGUUGUGGAGUUCUUUUAA
Molecule: messenger RNA, 3651 nt
Organism: Histoplasma mississippiense
Lineage: Eukaryota; Fungi; Ascomycota; Eurotiomycetes; Onygenales; Ajellomycetaceae
Exons: 9
Coding region: 1-3651 (1216 amino acids)
Molecular function (GO): nucleic acid binding; ATP binding
Source: RefSeq, a predicted model, not a curated record